Molecule: messenger RNA, 1832 nt
Organism: Setaria italica (foxtail millet)
Lineage: Eukaryota; Viridiplantae; Streptophyta; Magnoliopsida; Poales; Poaceae
Product: L10-interacting MYB domain-containing protein-like
Exons: 3
Coding region: 339-1832 (497 amino acids)
Source: RefSeq, a predicted model, not a curated record
UUCACCAAAAAUCACUCCACUCCACCAACUCCAAAAAAAUCGCAUCCAAACGUGUUCAGCUCCAGCAAUUCCGGCUCCAGGAAAAACGUGGAGCAGGGGGGUAGAUCCACGUUUUUGGUGGAGUACCUCAAGGGGUGCUCCAAAAACCUUGUUUACAGACCUCGUCAUGGAGUUUAUAGUUCUUUACCCACCAUGCCAUCCGUUACACAGUACCCCUUCGAUUCCGGUCAAAAGAAAAAAAACACUAAGACCCAUCCGCUACUCAUUUGCCUGUCGCCCGACCUUGCGCCGAGGCAUCCGCCAAUCCGCCGAUCCGCCGCCGGCGCUCUUCCGACGAGAUGGACGGGGACAGAGGUGCCGGUCUGGGCGGCGCGGCGAGGGAGGCGCCCACCUGUCUGGGCGGCGCGACGAGGGAGCCCCCCGCCGGUCUGGGCGACGCAGCGCGGGAAGGGCCCGUCGGCCUGGGUAGCGCGCCGAGUGCGGCCCCCGCCGGUCUGGGCGCCACGCCGAAGGAAGGGCCCGCCGGUCUGGGCGGCGCGCCGAGGGUGGCCCCCGCCGAUCUGGCCACCGCGCCGAGGGCGGCUGCCGCCGGUCUGGGCAGCGCGUCGAGGGCGGCCCCCGCCGGUCUGGGCGGCACGCCAAGGGGCGGCCCUGCCAUUCUUGGCAAUGCGAUCGGCGUGACGAGGGAGGCACCCGCCAGUCUGGGCGGCGCGGCGAGGGGCGGUCUCGCGCAAGCGGGAGCUUGUGGGCUAAGCAUUGCAUCAGGCAUGGAGCAAGAUCCGUCCAGGGGUGAUUUCGGGGGCCAGGAUGAUGGUGACCAAGGUCUGGAUGUCGGCGGACGAGGUCGUGACUGUGUUGGCAAUUUCAGGGGUGACGGCCAAGGCCGUGGCCGUGUUGGCCAGGGUGGCGGCCGUGGCCAUGGCUGUGGCGCCGGGCAUGGCAGCGAGAAGGCAUCAAAGAGAAACGCUCCUGACACGGGUGAUUCAAUUGAAUGGACUGAUGCAAACACGACGAUCAUAUGUUCGUUGUUUGCCAAACAAGUUAAGAAAGGGAAUAGACCGAACACUCAUUUGAACUCAGUAGGCUAUGAUGAGGUUAGUAAUGAAUUUUUCAACCUCACAGCAAUUCGUUUGACCAAGCGGCAAAUGAAGAACAAGUGGGAUAAGUUGAAGAUCGAUUUAAUGACUUGGAAGAAAUUGAUGAGGAAGCAAACGGGUGCGGGAUGGGACAGAGCAAGAGGUGUGAUUGAUAUGGAUGAUGAGUGGUGGAAGAAGGUUGCGGCAAGUUUCGAAAAAAUCCGUUGCAAAAUGAGGAGGACUAUCAUGUUUGCUGACAUAACUAAUGAUGAAAGCGAUUAUUGGAAUACUAUGAGCUCUAAUCCUAUCAUACCACCAACACAAGAGGAUGUUGACAACAGACAUGUGAAUGAGGUUCAUGAUGUCCCUGAUGAUUGUGACCAUGACGGAGUUGCUUGGGAUGAAACAGAUGAGGUCCAAGAGGUUACUCCUUCUCCUACUAUUUUGUUAGCAAACAAAAGAAUUCCACCAGCAAAGAAACAAAGAACUGGAACAGCACAAGUUAUUCAGGAACAAGUAACCAAGAUUGCUGAGUCCACUUCCUCUUUUACAUCUAAAAAAUUAGGUGAAGUAACUGUGCAACAAGUCAUGGACCUUGUGUUGGAAUGUGGGGCAGGAUAUGAUACAGAUGAGCAUUAUAUCGCCAUUGAGUUGUUUGUGAAGAAGGACCAAAAGGACAUGUUCAUGACCCUGCCAACAAACGAGAUUAGAUUUAAUUGGCUUCCCAGAAAGUACAAUGUCAAGUAUGGCAAUUGA